AUGGCGGCGGCAGCGCUGCCCGCGGUGGCGGCGCGGCUGGGUCGGGCCGCGGCGGCCGGGCCGGCGGCCGCCCGCUUGGAGAGCGUGCGGGCGCUAACGGGCCUGUUCCGGGAGGCGCAGCCCAGAGAAAUGGCAGAAGAAAGUAUAUUUCAGAAUCUCCUGGAAAUCCUGAUGAACGCCUCAAAUGAAAUUGAACGGGUUUACAAGGAGUCCUGUGAAUCAGUAGAUGUGGACACCUGUCUGCUGUUCAUAGCAGAAUGUUUCAGAUGUCUGAGGAAUGCUUGCGUUAAGUGUGCCAAGAAUCAGCAUGUCAUGAGGAACUUGGGUCUGAUUGCUACAUCUAUCCAUUUGAUCAAAGUACUUCAUGGAGCACAAGUGAAACAAGAAUCAUUAUUGACUGCUUUUCGUUGUAGCCUCCAGUUUCUUGGAAACAUUGCAGCAGGAAAUGGAGAUUCCCAAAAUAGCAUUUGGAAGUGUGCUUUCCCAGAUCUCUUCUUGACCUGCCUUACUUACAGUGAUGAAAAAAUUGUUGGCUAUUGUUGUAUGGUUUUAUUCACCUGUCUUAAUUCAGAGAGAGUGAGAGAACUGCUGGAUCCUGGGAACUUGACUGUACCUCUCCGUGUUCUGCAGAUCUACAAACUGGAAUUGGAGACUGAGUGGUCGUUCUUGAUUGUUACAGACCAUUUGCUGAAAUGUCCAGAGUUGGUAGAAGCCCUCUAUGCCAAACUGAGCAAUCAAGAAAGAGUUACUUUGUUAGAGCUGAUAAUGGCAAAAAUAAGUGAGAAGAACCCUGUUACCAAUGAAGAAAUGAUUGUGUUCUUGAGACUUGCUGACUUCCUUGCAGGCUGUUUCCAGGAGAAGUGUCAAGCUGUGCUCAAGUUAACUUCUGCAUCAGAUAACAAAAAUGAGGAAGCACUGGUUACAAUUCGACUUCUUGAUGUUCUUUGUGAAAUGACAUCAAACAACGGACAACUAGAACAUCUACAAGCUUCGCCUGGGUUGCUUGAAACAGCUGUAGAUACCCUGAGAUUAACUCAUCUUGCUGGGAAACAGGCUGUAAAUAUUUUCACUGCCAUACAUGCUAUGACAGAGCAGGAGGAAAUUUCACAUCCAGCUGUGGAUUUUAAAUCUCAUCUCAUUCGUUUGAUUGGAAAUUUGUGUUACAAAAAUAAGGAAAACCAAGACAAGGUUUGUCAGUUAGAUGGCAUUCCGUUGAUCCUGGACAACUGCAGCGUUGAUGACAACAAUCCUUUUGUGAACCAGUGGGCAGUAUACGCUAUCCGAAACCUCAUUGAACAAAAUGAGAGAAACCAACAGCUUAUUGCACAGAUGGAAGAACAAGGGCUGGCAGACAAUUCUGUCCUAGAGAGUAUGGGUUUAAAGAUAGAAAAACGAGAUAACAAGUUAAUUCUGAGAUCUGUUAGAAAAAAUCCUUCAUGAACAACCAAAUAGGAACAGUCAAAUCGUUAAAAGAGCAUUUCUCUUUUAAUAUAUUUUCCUUUGUAAGGCAAUCAAAUCUUCUUCAAUUUUAGUUCCAGUCUACUGGGAAUACUAUGUUUUUCUUGGAAAAAUGGCCAAAUAAUAGUUCUCUCUCGCUGUUACAAACAAAUGGGCACCUAUAAGUUUUCUAGCUACCUGGAUAAAUUAACUAAUAAAUAAAUUUAAAGAAAGAAAAAAGAAAGCCUUUGCAGGUGGGUGAAACUUCGUUGUUUUCUUGUUUCAUUAGUUGAAAAAUACCAUACAUUUAGCAUAGUACUAUUGCCAGUUUCCACUGCUGAACCUGAAGAUAAUUAUCAUUAAAAACACAUCAAAGGGAUAUAACUGCUUUGCAGUCUAUCUUCUUCAUUUUAAAGAUCUGUGCUGUGUCAGGGCUAAACAAUGAAGGUUGUUAGUUUUCAAUCAUGCUCAAAUAUAUGUUCUUAUAUAAAGAACAGCAAAACAUUGGAUGUACAUAAAUAUUUACUGAAUUAAACACACAACGUGGCUUCUGUGUAUUUAAAUUAUUAGUAAAUUAUCUUCACUAUCUUGUUACCUUUCAGUCUUCAUGACAAGUAUAUUAAAAACAAAGCUGAAGCUGUUGUGGCAACAGAUGCUACAUUCCUUUGCACUGGGGCAUGUCUCUGUUUUGGAGACUUGGGUGUUUGUUUGAAUUUUAUUUGUUCCUUUGGAUGGUAAGUCAGCCCACUUUCCUUUUAUUUUGCACUUCUCAUGGGUUUUCUGAACUCUGGCAGACUGCUGAAGAGGUAGUUUCUCACUGUGAUUAAUUCUAGCAGUUUCUUUUCACCCCUCUGCCUUUCCAAAACAUUGACAAAACUCAUUUCCAGUUAAUUAAUUCAAGAGAGGCAGAAGAAUGGAAGGCCCUGCCUCUUCAUUUUGGGGACCCUCCUAUAUUGUUGUUGGACCCUGCCACUGUGGAAUGUGGCAUGAAUGAGACGGGUGGGAGAAGAGAGGGGAAAAAAAGAGUUCAUGGUUAACUCUAUGCAUGCCAUACUGUUGCCUUACUAGUUGAGAAAUGUAAUCCUCCAUGCCUGAAAGAGAACAAAAAUUACAGCUCAAUGUUAAUAUUAUUAGCUCUUGUGUAUCAUUGUUUUCAUUCAGUUCUCUUCGGUUCUGACAGAUGAAUCCCAGUAAAGUUAUUCACGGUGUUGCCAUUUAAUUCCAUUUUAAUUGGAAAUAGAAGUUUAUAUUCAAAAACUACUUGUAACACCACUCAGCCGUGUGCCAAAGCUUGUGUUUCUCAAACUACUUUUUUCUCUUAGAAAUGGAAAAGCCCUGAGAAAUGUGUAGUAAUGUUUAAAAUUGUUUUGGGACAUAGCCAGACAAUUUGGUCUUUCAGUUUAACCAUAAGGCUUCUUUGUCUACCAUGAUGACCAGAUGGGACUAUUGAGUUGACGUACUGGGAUUUUAUUCACCUUUGGGUUUUAAAGGUGAUGAUAUAAAACUGACGUUUUAUAAAUAAAUAUAUAUAUAAAUAAAUAUAAAUAAAAAGAACUUACGUUCUUAGCUUUUUAUUAAGUAAAGCAAGUAUCGCUAUAAAGAGAUUAUGGCAGUGUGGACAAAAACAAGUUAUUCCUUUUGUUUUUUCUAGUAAUUUCUUAGUUUUAAAAGAGAUAGGGAGAAAAGUAGAGAUGGGGAGAAAAGUAUUCUUUGUUUUAAAGAAGAAUAAAAAGAGAAUGUGCAAAAUGUUUUUUUUUUAAUGAUUUGACAGGAACAUUUUAGAGGAUAUUAAAAAUCGUUGUGUUUAAGUGCCACUUUAUGAAGUCAUUGGUUAUAGAGGUAAGCACCUGCUAUCUGAAUGGAGAAGGAUAUACAUAUUUUGAUUCUCUUUGAGCAUAUGCUCUUUCAGACUGUGGUUUCUAAAUGAUUUCCCUAAGCCUUAAUUCUUGCAUGUAGGCUAGAAUUUAUUUAGCAGAUGAGUUACUGUGUCACAUAAGGUUUAGAGCUGAUUUUCUUUGGUUUUUAAUCUUUACCAAAAGAGUGAACUGAAAAUUCAUAUUUCUAGCUACUAAAAGACAAGAAGAAGAAUUUUGGUCAAAAAGAAAAAAAAAAAGAUAUCCCUCUUUAUCCUGCUUUCUGUUUGGAAGGCUACAUCAU
Molecule: messenger RNA, 3594 nt
Organism: Rhea pennata
Lineage: Eukaryota; Metazoa; Chordata; Aves; Rheiformes; Rheidae
Gene: ATXN10
Product: ataxin 10
Exons: 11
Coding region: 1-1440 (479 amino acids)
Biological process (GO): neuron projection development
Cellular component (GO): cytosol
Source: RefSeq, a predicted model, not a curated record